UCAGAUUUAGAAGCUUUUCCGUAUAAACAAAUGAAAAAAAUAGAAUUAAUAAUUAAAAAUGUCUGUGAUAAUCAUUGGUGUAGCGACGGAAAGUGGGGUACCAAUAUUUUCAAGGAAACGGGGUACAGCUGAUAAUAUCCAAUUUUCAACUAUUGCAUCUCUCCAUGGCAUCAACAUGUUUAGCAAGUGCCACAACGUUUCUAUGGUCAAUACACAAGUGGACAAUGGCACAAUACUAUGGAAGGAAUAUUGCAAAAGUAUAACACUCAUUGGAAUAGUAACAGGUGGCUUGGAAUGUGACUUACCACUUCUUCUAUCAUGUGUAUAUGACGUCAUGGUCUUCUACAUUGGGAAGAAAGAGCUUGAGACUAUGAAGAAUGUUGACCAGAUCAAGAGGGACUUGAGGCAGUGUUACCCGAUGAUGGACCUUUUGUUGGAGUCUCUUGAUGCCACUGCUGCAAACAGCCCUCAGCCAACUCUAGUCCUAGAUCUUAUUGAAAGUAUGCUGUGUCCACAAGCCCAGCAGUUGCAGCAAGCGCUGGACAACUUCACGGACUGCGUGACGGGUCGCUACGCGUGCCUCAGCGUGGGCGGGCGGCUGGCGGCCGUGGGCGGGGACUGGCGCGAGCUGCACCCGCGGGAGGCGCGCCUGCUGCUGCUGCUGCCGGCGCUGGACGCCGCGCCGCUGAGGGAGACGCCCUGCUACUUGCCCGUCAUGAGCCCCAAUGUAGCAUUCCGCGCAGUGACCUGCAAGCUACUAGCAGACGUCUACAUCCUGGUCAUGUGCGGGGCGACCCCCACGCUGGCCGAGAUCGACGAGCUAGUGCUGCAAUGCUGGGAGAGCUACGCGCCAGUGAUCAAGGAGGCUAAACUGGUCGCCCCGCGGAACUUUCCCGCGAGUCUGCAGUUUGAACCGUGUAUACUUGGAGUGCUCGUAAUAAACAUAAGCAGCCACCGCUGCGUGUUUUCACGGAACCUUCCGCAAACAAACCAGAAAGGAAGAGGAAUGUCAGGGUCCCAUAGACUCGACAUACUCAGGACUUUCUACAUCAAGUCGGUCAGAGAUAUAGCACCGGAACUGAGGAUAACAGAUAGUGAUAACAAUGAGAGUAAUAACGAUCUGGAAGGCAUGUGUGAAACAUACUGGCAGUCGGAAUACCACAAGUGCCACGCACAGAGAUCUGGCAACCUUUUGUGCUGCGCCCUGUACGCUCCCUCUGUACCUACACACACUAUGAGAUUGAUAACGAGUCAACUAUUGAGUAGUAUCAGUAGUAAUAAAGAGGUGUAUUGGUGACAUAAAAUAAAGGUAAAUACAAAACACA
Molecule: messenger RNA, 1325 nt
Organism: Plutella xylostella (diamondback moth)
Lineage: Eukaryota; Metazoa; Arthropoda; Insecta; Lepidoptera; Plutellidae
Gene: fy
Product: fuzzy planar cell polarity protein-like protein
Biological process (GO): vesicle-mediated transport; non-motile cilium assembly
Source: RefSeq, a predicted model, not a curated record